Messenger RNA from Hippocampus comes (tiger tail seahorse), 2180 nucleotides. RefSeq names its product triokinase/FMN cyclase (gene tkfc). Gene Ontology annotation, biological process: glycerol catabolic process. The coding region runs from base 32 to 2083 and encodes 683 amino acids. The transcript has 17 exons. Gene Ontology annotation, molecular function: ATP binding; glycerone kinase activity. The record is from RefSeq and is a predicted model, not a curated record. NCBI's taxonomy places the organism in Eukaryota, Metazoa, Chordata, Actinopteri, Syngnathiformes, Syngnathidae. Gene Ontology annotation, cellular component: cytosol.
UUUCAUUUAGAAAUUAAAUUUAAGGGAUAAAAUGUGUGAGGGUGCUGGACCGAGUAAAAAGAGGAAAACGUACUACUUCCAUACGGAAUGGGAAGAGGAAUAUUUUUUUACGAUGUCUUUUUCAAAGUGCGUUUGCCUCAUCUGCCUGUCCAACAUCGCUAUUCCGAAAAAGGGAAACGUGGAGCGGCAUUUUCGGACUGUGCAUAAAAACUAUAACAUUGACUUCCCUCCCAAAAGUGAUGUGAGAAGGAAAAAAUUAGCGGAAUUAAAAUCUCAAUUGUCCGGGCAGCAAUCAUUUUUCAUGCAGCCACCUUCGAAAGCAAAGGCAGCCACAGAAGCGUCAUUCCGGCCCCAAAAGAAGCUGAUCAACUCUGCAGAGGACUGCGUCGAUGAGGCUCUCUGCGGCCUGGUCAGGGCCUCCAGUGGCCUGUCUCUGCUGCGCGGCCACCGGGUUGUGCUGCGCUCAGACCUGGACCAAAUCAGAGGCAAAGUGGCCCUUUUGUCAGGAGGAGGAUCGGGACAUGAGCCUGCACACGGGGGUUACGUGGGUGCUGGUAUGCUGUCAGCAGCAGUAGCAGGGGCCGUGUUUGCAUCUCCGCCUCCCGCCAGCAUCUUGGCUGCCAUUCUUUGCCUGCACAGCGCAGGAGCCUCUGGGGUUCUUCUCAUCGUAAAGAACUACACGGGAGACCGCCUCAACUUCGGGUUGGCUGCGGAGCAGGCACGCAACCACGGCGUGGAUGUCGACAUGGUGGUCGUCGCUGACGACUGCGCUUUCACCUGCCCCAGUAAGGCCGGGAAGAGGGGCUUGUGUGGCACUAUUCUCAUUCACAAGCUGGCAGGUGCUUUAGCAGACGAAGGCUGCUCAUUGGUCCAUGUCGUUGCCAAGGUGACGGAGGUUUUGCAGGGCGUAGGUACACUGGGAGUCAGCCUGUCUCCGUGCAGCGUUCCAGGCUGUCGCCCGUCUUUUGAGCUUCCUCCAGGAGACAUGGAGCUCGGCCUGGGAAUCCACGGGGAGCCUGGGGUGAAAAGAUCCAAGGUGGCGACAGCAGACGAGGUGGUGUCAGCCAUGAUUGAUCACAUGACCAACGCAAAGAGUCAGUCGUGCUUGCACCUGAGGAAGGGUGACACGCUCGUCGUCUGCGUGAACAAUCUCGGAGCGCUGUCACGACUGGAAAUGGCCGUGGUGACUCGGGCUGCCAUCAUGUGCCUCGAAAAUCGUGGGAUGAAGGUUGCCAGGGUGAUGUCCGGAUCCUUCAUGACGUCACUGGAGAUGGCUGGAAUGUCACUGACUUUUCUGAGGGCCUGUCCGGAAAUACUGAGACUCUUUGAUGCCAAGACCAGCGCCCCCGCCUGGCCCAACCUCAGUAGCGGGUGUACGAGCGGCCGCAGCUACCUCACAGACCCGACCACGGUGCCUGCAGGGGCGCAUGACGACGUGUUGACUGAAGGACCCCAAAGUCCUGCGAUGCGCAAGGUUUUGGAGAAGGUGUGUUCUACACUGUUGGAAUACCAGGAAGAGCUCAACGCGUUGGACCGUGCUUCUGGGGACGGCGACUGCGGGAAUACUCACGCGCAGGCUGCCAAAGCCAUUCAGGUGUGGCUCCAGAGUCAUGUGGUCCCCGGUUGCCCAGGGCAACUGCUGUCUGCCCUAGCUACAGUGGUUCAGGAGAAAAUGGGCGGGUCUUCAGGGGCUCUGUACAGUUUGUUCCUCACGGCAGCGAGCGGACACAUGACCGGGGGGCGGAGCCACGCCGCAGCUUGGGCCAAUGCCGUGCAUGCUGGGAUGCAGGCCAUGAGAAGAUACGGCGGUGCUGAUUUAGGAGACAGAACCAUGUUAGACGCCCUCUACCCUGCCGUAGACGAGCUAAUGAAACUCAACAGCACGCCCCCUGGCGGAGAGAUGGCCGUGCUGCAAUCUGCUGUUCAGAGAGCAGCCGUGGGGGCCGAAUCGACUCGCAGCCUCGCAGCCAAGGCGGGCCGCGCCAGCUACAUCGCAGCUGAGCGCCUCACCCUCCCUGACCCCGGGGCCAAGGCUGUCGCCGCCAUUUUGAGCGCUGUGGUGCAGGCCCUCGAGGAGCAGUAGUGGUAGAAACGCACCAUCACAGCUGUACUCUGCGGGAUCACAACUAGAACCUUGUACAAUUAACGUUAUUUCGCAAGAAAUAAAGUCUAGAAUAGAU